CUCUCUCUCUCUCUCUCUCUCUCUCAGUGUGUCGGCUGUUGCCGCUCGGUUCACACUGCUUUGCGCUCUGGAGCUUGUCUAACCAGACCUCCACACACAUCCACCUCCACCUCCUCCACCUCCACCUUCUCCGUAUAUCCGUGCACUUUCUCCCGCGGAGGUCUCUCUCUGGAUGGAUACACUGCGCACAGUUUUCUGGAGGUGACAGCAGGAAUCCGAGAAGCUGAAUGACGUUUAGUCCGGAGAACAUGGACGGUCUGUCGCCUCCCUGAUGGUGAAGCUCUGUAAAGUCAUUCCUGCAUCCCGGAGGAGUUUUGUGUGUCAUCAGCCUUGAGACACACCCACACACACAUGCUGAUGUUCAGCCUCUCCUUCUCACAGUGGACCUGGCAGACGUCUAAUCUCUAAAAGAUUGAUGAGACCGUGUCCAGGCGCAAGAGGCCUGGCUCAGCGUCGAUAAGGCAGCUUUCAUUUCACCACGUUUUAUCCCUCGCUCCUUCCUUUCUUCUCCUCUUUUCCUCGCGCUGAGGGACGCUGUGGUUGGCUUUGAAGCGUGAGAGAGGAUUAUGACACACCGAGCCCCUCGGGUGAGGUGUGUUUUAAACGGGAAACAUGAAAUGUCUCGGAAAUGACAGUUCUGUUUUCUUCCGUUGCUCCAUGUUAGACAGCCGUGUGGUAGCCGAGCCGGACGCCGGGGUCGGCAUGUCACUGUCAAACUGCUGGAGCUGGAAUAUAGUGAAACUACAGAGAGACACCCAGAGCUGAGAGUAGCUGAACACGCAUCACACACACACACACCUGCACACACAAACACACCCAGAGUGUUCCACACAGGACAAUGUGCAACAUCUCGUUCUGUAAUGUGGACAGUAAGGUGGACCAGUUCUUCCAGCCCACACUCUACAUCAUAGUCAUCGUUCUGGGGCUGCCCACUAACUGCAUGGCCCUGUGGGCUGCCUACAUGCAGGUCCGCCAACGCAAUGAGCUCGGCAUCUACUUGAUCAACCUGUCAGUGGCCGACCUCCUCUACAUCACCACUCUUCCUCUGUGGAUUGACUACUUCCUACAGCACGAUGACUGGAUCCACGGUCAGGAGAGCUGCAAGCUGUUCGGCUUCAUCUUCUACACCAACAUCUACGUCAGCAUCGCCUUUCUCUGCUGUAUAUCACUGGACAGGUACCUGGCUGUGGCAUACCCUCUGCGCUUUGCCAAGGUGCGACGCAUCAAAACAGCCGUCAUGGUCAGCGCCAUGGUGUGGAUCAUCGAGAUCGUAGCCAACUCCGCUCCUCUCUUCCACGAUGAGCUCUUCCAGGAUCGGUUCAACCACACCUUCUGUUUUGAGAAGUAUCCCAUGCAGGACUGGGUGGCAGGCAUGAACCUCUACAGGACAUUUCUGGGGUUCCUCGCUCCAUGGACAGCCAUGCUUGUCGCCUACCGCGGGAUCCUGGCAGCGGUGCGCUGCAACGUCUCCACAGAGCGUCAGGAAAAGGCCAAAAUUCAGCGCCUGGCAUUGAGCCUGAUCCUGAUUGUCUUGCUCUGCUUUGGACCGUACCACGUCCUCCUACUGGUGCGGAGUGUCAUGUUUCUAAAAAAACCAUGUGACUGCAGUUCAGAGGAGACCUUGUUUGCAGCGUACCAUGUGUCGCUGGCGCUGACCAGCCUCAACUGUGUCGCAGACCCCAUUCUGUACUGUUUUGUCAAUGAGGGAGCGAGACACGACGUCGGCCGUGCUCUCUCGGCUUUGCUGUCGGCAGCUUGCCACAGAAGUUCUUCUUCCUCACCGUCGCACGCUGACAUACUCAACGCUGGUUCAGUGACGAUGGAAACGCCACUGUCAGCGAAGAAACAGCCUUGUGUUUAUGCCGAAGGAGGCAAGACGAGUAGCUACAAGACAGAACUGGUGGCACUAAAGGAGGAGUGUCUCCAGAUGACCAUCCUCAGUGUUAAGAAGUGACCUCUACCUGGUGGUCCUCAGUGGAUAGAGGAAGCUCCUAACACUGGCAGGGUCUGAUGUCUUCUGGCCUGGCAGGCUGAAAUCAGAUGAUUCAUGGGGCUGUAGAUGCCCGGGGUAAUAGCUUCCACUAAAUGGCACAUUACCGAGCCGGAAUGGGGAUGAGAUUGAUGAAAUAAACAAGACAUACCGUCUGGAGACACAGUAGCAGCCUCUCUGAGAUCGAAACAAAAUUGUUGGGUGAACGAAAGAUAGAGAGAGAGAGAGACUGCUAUUGUUAGAUCCUCGACACCAGCGAGGCAGAGAAUGUUAAGUUUGGCGUGACAUUGGUGGUGGUCGUAAAUCGUUUGUACUGUGACCAUUUUAGGACGUCUCAGACUCAGUCAGGCUCAGUUCUGUGUUGCUGAUUUGGUUCUACUUUCAUUACUUCAAGGAUUCAGCCUCAGUGGAUCAUGAAUGUCUGUACCAAAUCUGCUGCCAACCCAUCCAGUAAAUGUUGAGAUAUUUCAGCCUGGACCAAAGUGUUGGACCGACCAGCUGACAUCUCUACAGUCAAUAAGGAUCACAACUUGGAUAUUUGGACAGUUUCCAACUGUUCCAGAAGUUAUUCACAAUGCAGACGAACACGUUCUUGAAUAUUUAAGUGGAGUUAUUUAAACAGACAACACUCUGCAUGGCUGAGUAUUGUUAGUGGUCUGAGUGGAGACACCUUUGCACACACCCAGCCGGACAAAGGGCGGAUGUCGGAGGUUCGACACACAGAUCACCACUUUGGAAUAUCUAAGUAAGAGAUUGUAGAUUACUGGUCGAAACAUUUUUAAUGCUUGUUGGAAAUUGUUUUAUUAGAUUCUUGAAGGAAACAGUGAAGCCUUAUGAAGUACCUCAGCUUGUAAACUGUGAUAGCAACGAGGCUUAGAAAGCAAGUGUCU
Messenger RNA from Larimichthys crocea (large yellow croaker), 2880 nucleotides. RefSeq names its product G protein-coupled receptor 4 (gene gpr4). The transcript has 4 exons. Gene Ontology annotation, biological process: G protein-coupled receptor signaling pathway. The record is from RefSeq and is a predicted model, not a curated record. The coding region runs from base 839 to 1954 and encodes 371 amino acids. Gene Ontology annotation, cellular component: membrane. Lineage: Eukaryota; Metazoa; Chordata; Actinopteri; Sciaenidae. Gene Ontology annotation, molecular function: G protein-coupled receptor activity.